CGUGCAGCAUGGGAGAGCAGAAGGAGUCACUUCGCAAGAUCAUCACCACUUUAGCACUGAAGAAUGAGGAGAUCCAGAACUUCAUCUGCUCUCUCAAGCAGAGUCUGCAGAACUUGGAGGCCAACUCCACGCGUGUGCAAGAGGACCUGGAGUCGGAGUUCAGCUCGCUGCACACAGUGCUGGAUGAGCUGAAGGAUGGUAUGCUUACACGCAUCAAACAGGAACGAGCCAGCCGCACAUAUGAGCUACAGAGUCAGCUGAGUGCCUGCACCAAAGCCCUGGAGAGCUCAGAGGAGCUGCUAGAGACGGCCAAUCAGACCAUCUGCUCCUCAGAGACAGACGACUUCACACAGGCGGCCAAAGACAUUAAGGAUAGUGUGACGAUGGCCCCUGCCUUCCGCCUGUCCCUGAAGGCUAAAGUCAGUGACAACAUGAACCACAUGAUGGUGGAUUUCACCCAAGAGAAAGAGGUGCUGCAGGCAAUCAAAUUUCUACCAGUGCCUGCAACGCCAGAGAUCCAGCUGUCGGAGUGCCAGGUGUGCGACAACACAGUGACGGUGGUUUGGGCACUGGCGGAGCCCGACUCCAAGAUAGACCACUACGUGUUGGAGCACCGGCGCACCAACCAUGACGGCCCCCCGCGACCACGGGAGGACUACCCCUGGAUGGUGUUGGAGGGCAUUAAAACCACUGAACAUACUCUCAACGGGCUGCGCUUUGACACGCGCUUCAUGAACUUCCGCGUCAAGGCGUGCAACAAGGCGGUGGCCGGGGAGUUCUCUGAACCAGUCACGCUGGAAACUCACGCUUUUAUGUUCAAACUGGACGCUGGCUCGGCCCACCAGAACCUGCGUGUGGAGGAGCUGAGUGUGGAGUGGGACAGCAGCGGAGGGAAGAUCCAGGACAUACGCAAGGACAAGAACCUGACCAACUCCCCCAUGCGCUCCCCUGCCAGGACGGCCAUGAUGUCUCCAAAGAGGACUCCCUCUGCACGCGUCGGCAGAGACCGCUUCACUGCAGAGUCCUACACAGUGCUUGGUGACAGCAUGAUCGACGCGGGGCAGCAGUACUGGGAGGUGAGCUUCGACAAGGAGAGCAAGGCGUUUGCGGCCGGCGUGGCUCUUCGUAACCUGGGCCGCUUUGACCAGCUGGGCAAGAGCAACGCCUCCUGGUGCCUCCACCUCAACAACUGGCUCCAGCAGAGCCUGACGGCCAAGCACAACAACAAGGCGCGCACGCUCGACUGCCCCAUCCCCAACCGCAUAGGCGUCUACUGCAACUACGAGGAGGGAACUUUGUCCUUCUACAAUGCCAAGAGCAAGCUCCUCAUCCACACCUUCAGAACCAAGUUCCAGCAACCCGUCGUUCCUGCCUUCAUGGUGUGGAACGGCACCUUCACCGUGCACACAGGUCUGCAGGUGCCCAGCAUCGUCCAGUGUGGACAGAAGAGAAACAGCGGUACAAGCAGCUCCAAUGCCAGCCUCACCUAG
This is a messenger RNA of Engraulis encrasicolus (European anchovy), 1490 nucleotides long. It is a transcript of the gene fsd1, whose product is annotated as fibronectin type III and SPRY domain containing 1. Gene Ontology annotation, biological process: regulation of cell division; regulation of mitotic spindle organization. Gene Ontology annotation, molecular function: microtubule binding. The transcript is spliced from 13 exons. Gene Ontology annotation, cellular component: microtubule. The record is from RefSeq and is a predicted model, not a curated record. The coding region runs from base 9 to 1490 and encodes 493 amino acids. NCBI's taxonomy places the organism in Eukaryota, Metazoa, Chordata, Actinopteri, Clupeiformes, Engraulidae.